AUGGCGGAUAAUACAAAUUGUGAUGAAGAUAGUACCACAACCAAGCUCAAAUUACCUAUAUCACGCAUACGAUCGAUCAUGAAAUGUGCUCCAGAAAUAUCCAACUUAAGUCAAGAAUCAGUUUAUGUCAUUACUAAAGCAGCUGAAAUGUUCGUUGAAUAUUUCACCCGUGAAGCUUACGAUAGAUUGCCUGAAGGGAGAGGUAGCAUCAUCUAUAAAGAAUUAUCCAAUGCAGUUGAAAAAGAUCCUGCCUUACGAUUUCUUUCUGACAUCGUUCCCAUGAAAGUUUUUGCUGGCGAUUAUAUCGACACCAAUCAAAAAUAA
Trichoplax adhaerens is the source of this 324-nucleotide messenger RNA. RefSeq lists its product as uncharacterized. Gene Ontology annotation, molecular function: protein heterodimerization activity. Gene Ontology annotation, cellular component: nucleus; epsilon DNA polymerase complex. The transcript is spliced from 4 exons. NCBI's taxonomy places the organism in Eukaryota, Metazoa, Placozoa, Uniplacotomia, Trichoplacea, Trichoplacidae. The record is from RefSeq and is a predicted model, not a curated record. Bases 1 to 324 code for a protein of 107 amino acids.